Molecule: messenger RNA, 996 nt
Organism: Oryzias latipes (Japanese medaka)
Lineage: Eukaryota; Metazoa; Chordata; Actinopteri; Beloniformes; Adrianichthyidae
Product: lebercilin
Biological process (GO): intraciliary transport
Cellular component (GO): axoneme
Source: RefSeq, a predicted model, not a curated record
AUCCCUGCUCACCAUGGCAACGGCAUUUAUUCAAGCCUCAAACCUUCAUUUUAUCGUGGGAUCACUUAGUGCCACCAGUUCUUUUCUGAACUUGACUGUUUUUGGAGACAUCGAGAACAACUCUUCACCAUGGAAGGUCACCUGAACAAGGGGAGCCAGACGAAGCAUCUGUUUGUACCCGACAUGGAGUAUGUCUACGACACGGACACAUCCGUUUGGAAUUGUUCCUCCUUGUAUCGGGAGCCGUUUGAAGAAAGCCCUAGAGAUGGGCUUCCACCUCUGGCCUUUCCUAGAGUCAGCCCAGUUGGAUCUAGAAGAGGGAGGGAAGUCCAGCAGGCCAACAAACCACAGAGAAAACCUCUGCAAUUACCUGGAACUGGGCCUGUCCAGUUCACCAAGACCCUGUCUGAAACCACGAUAAACACGAAGGAUCUUCAGAGCCAGGUGGACCAUCUGCAGAAAAAACUGACUGAGGCCAGGACCGAAAACCACCUGCUAAAGGAGCUUUUGCAUCUUCACACGGUGGCGCUGAAGUUCUACCAGGCCCCACAGAACGGCAUUAAUGAGAUUACAGUCAAGCACAAGGAGGCCACGGCUUUGGCGGAGUUGCUUAAUGACAGCUAUGUUGUCCGUGACGGCUUAGCAGAGCAGCUCCAGGCCACUGAGAAGAAGCUGGAGGCCACCAGGAACAAGCUCCAACAGCUGCUCCGACAUCCGCCCAGCCUGCUGGAGGAAGAGGAGGUCUCUGUUAGACUGAUCAAAGCCACUGAGGAGCUGCAGGAGAAGGAGCGGAGGAUACAGGACCUGGAGAAGAAGCUGGAUGACUGCCGAUCCACACUAAAGUGGCAGCUGUUGAUCCAAAAGCUAAAAAGCGACAAAGCCAGGAACGAAUCUUGGAGGCACAAAUAAUUUAAAAAAACGUUAUAAAACAUCUCACUUUUGAGAUUCUAUCAUAAAAAUAAACUUGAGGCGUCUUAAACACGCAUUCCAUCAUGA